Molecule: messenger RNA, 1710 nt
Organism: Cinclus cinclus
Lineage: Eukaryota; Metazoa; Chordata; Aves; Passeriformes; Cinclidae
Gene: ASB15
Product: ankyrin repeat and SOCS box containing 15
Cellular component (GO): cytoplasm
Source: RefSeq, a predicted model, not a curated record
AUGGCCGCGCUCGCGGCGCCCUCAGAGGACGCAGCGGAGGGCGCCGCGCUGCGCAUGCGCCGCAGGGGCCCCGGCCGGCGGGGCGGUGGCAGUGCGCCACCUAGUGAGAACAAUAGGAAAAUUGUAUCAUCCAUGAAGCUAGGUCAAAUAUCUGGACUUCAAGAACUUGUGAACAUGACAAGUUCUUCCUCCUUUACUUUGAAGGAAGCUGAUCAAAGAGAGUGGUUUCCACUGCGCAAGGUUGCAGCUCGGCUAAUUCCACAAGUAUUUGAUGUCACUUUAGAUGGCAAGAAAGUGAAAAACAUCAUUAACUUUGCUAGCUUUGUGGAAAAUGGGCAAAUGAUCCUGGAAAAUGCUGUUUACCCCAAUACCAUUAAUGACAAGGAGAUAAUCUACUUCUUACUAAAAGAUUGGAAAACUUGUAAGAUGCGCAUAAAACAUUGGUCAGCAAUGCAAGAAACUGCGAAACAGAGAUGCAAAGACAUUGCUGAUGUUCUGAAGAAUUAUGGAAAUAAUAUUAAGGACGAAUAUUGAGUAACAGCACUGGGGGUUACAGCUGAAUGUGGUCACUGUGAUGUGCUGGAGCACCUUAAUCACAAAGGUGGAGAAGUCAAGGUCUUAGCAGAUGAUUGUGCAUCAGUAUUGUUUCAAGCAGCUGGAGGACGUAUUCUAGAUUGCACCGCUCUGCUUUUGACAUAUGGAGGAAGUUGCAAUGUGCCUGGUGAGGCAGGAUUGCUUCCCAUACACAAAGUGGCUUGUGAGGGGCAUUACCUGAGCAGGAAGCAUCUCAUUGCAGCUACAUCCCAAACUUUAAUCCAGGAUAGUGAGUCAAGCACUGUUCACUCUGCUGUAGGUGGCCAGAACCAGUGUCUAGAGCUUGUAAUUGAAAAUUGUUUGGAUAUCAACACUCUCUUAUCUGAACACGUACCUUCAAAUACUUAUGAUGACAGAAGGGAGACUGUACUUUGUUGUGCUGUUUCUAAUAAUCUUUGCACCAAAAUAUUGCUCAAAGAAGGAGCAAGUCUAAACAAGGAUCCUUUAAACUGUGUUCUCAUGGCAGCGAGAGCUGACAGCCAUGGAAUUGUAAAGCUGCUAUCUUAUGGAGAAGAUGUCAACUUAAUUUUGUUGGUCAAUGAUACACAUUACCCCAGUGCAUUUGGUAUUCUUAGACUGGUGACAUGAUGCUGAGGCUGUUGCUCCACAUUAUAUCAUGGAUACAAUGUGGAGAUGUGUUUGGAUUUGUGUCAGGGUAUCUUUGGAAAUUAUUUUGUGUGGCCAGCUCCAGAGCAUGGGCCUAUUCCUGGUUGGACUACUUCUUCAGUAAAGGAUAAAUUAUUCUGUGAGUUUAUUGCUGUCCCAUGAUUGAGACAUUUGGCUGUAAAAGUGACUUGUGUUUUUCUGGAUUACAUGCAUUAUGUACCUCUAAGCACAAGAAUUCAGUUUUUCAUAGAAGCACAGGAAGAAUGAACAGAGAUACCACAGACUGGGUUCACUGAAGCAAAUGGAAAAAGUGAAAAUACCUGGUCCGGGACACAAAGAAGUCUGGGCCAGAGCCCUGACAGAAGGAUGCCCCAGGUGACUGGUGACUUCAGGCAUGGCCUGAGCACAGAGUGCCCCGUGAAGCCAACACAGCUGGCUGCAACUCCAGGCUCCACUGGCCAAUACCUCCUGGACAUAACAGGACGAGUACAUGUGCUUCCUAACAUAUAA